This is a messenger RNA of Macrosiphum euphorbiae (potato aphid), 393 nucleotides long. The record is from the annotation of a GenBank genome assembly. NCBI's taxonomy places the organism in Eukaryota, Metazoa, Arthropoda, Insecta, Hemiptera, Aphididae.
AUGGAUCUAUCUACAUGUCAACUUCUUUUCUUAUUCUCAAUACUGGUGAAUGUAGUAUUAGCUGGUGAUAUGAUGAGAAAAUCGAUUGUAUACGACAAAAAAACACCUAAUGUAUUUUAUUGUCCAUUAAAUAAACCUACUGGUUUUGAUAAAUUGUUUGUACAUUCAAGACCAUUAAAAAAAUUAUGCGAAUUUGAUGGAAAACCUUUACCCGAAGACUACAAAUCCGAUUGCUUUCAAGACGUCGAUGAAACAGAAUAUGCUUGCAAGGAAAAAUAUAGAAUCAUGAUGCGUCUUCACCCACCUGGUACGGAUGACGACAAAGAGAGUACAAAAUGGGAAAAAGCUUAUAAAAAAGUUGUUAGAAAACGUAAGAGACAACAAUCACAAUAG